This is a messenger RNA of Mesorhabditis spiculigera, 636 nucleotides long. NCBI's taxonomy places the organism in Eukaryota, Metazoa, Nematoda, Chromadorea, Rhabditida, Rhabditidae. The record is from the annotation of a GenBank genome assembly.
AUGCAAUACAGGUCGCUCGUUGCAGAGAGUCGAGACCAGCGACGGCGAAAGCGGGAAGACGACGUCGCCGUUGUGCACGACGAUUAUGGGGUCAUCCGAUCUGUGCGUCCGGACAAUGGAUUCCAGGGCGGCCCAAAGGUCGGCGACAUCCUGUUGGAGACGUCGUACGCGCAGAACCGCACGAACACAUUUGCCCCACCAUUCGUUUGGACUUGGGAGGCCGCCAAGAAGAAGUCGCGCGACGAGAUCCUCGAGCUGCUCGCGAAAACCGCGACGACGUUGAUGGAGAUCGCAGAGCCUGAGUGCGUUUGCUGCAAGGAGGGGCCGGUGAAGCGUAGCGAAGGGGCCCUCCGACUUUGCUUGGAUUGCGACAGGACCGUGUUUGGCUGGACGGGACAGAGGAACAGAUGCGACGUGAGGCAGCCGUAUCAUCACCUGAACAAGACAAACCCAUAUGCUCGUUUGAUCGGUCGGUGCGCCGAAUGCAAAGUCGUCCGGGCGGCUUUUUACGGCUACAAACCGAGGAACGAGGCGGUCCGCAAGAUCCUGGGCAUCACCGACGCCCCGAAGGACGACACUGGAACCGCCCGGGAGCUGCCGGACGCGUCGGCCGCUGGUGCGCAGCGCAAAAAGAAG